GUUUUAACUCACUUGACAACAUUCAAACUAACGAAAAUAGUGAUGUUGUUGGUGCAACUAACGGGACUAGCUGUCCUGAUAAGCAGCGCAUAUACCGGGAGGUCGUCUCAAACCCGUUAUAUACCUCCUGGGCAGGAGUACACCGGUCCGUGUAUCGGAGGAUAUAAAACGUACAGUAGAAAAGACUGUGUGGAUACUUAUGAGAAACUUAACAAACAAAACGCAUACAAAGGAUUGAGCAUACAGCAGUAUGCAUGGCAGUGUGAUCAUAUGUUCAAAUGGUCGGCUAGCGCGGCGAACAAGACAGGAGCUGGGUCAGGUUUCACAAGUAGCCAGUCGAAUUGGCUAAAAGGACUUUUAAACCAUCUAGUAGAUGCAUUAAAAGGAUCCAAGCCAUCGAGAAAAUGCCAU
Molecule: messenger RNA, 411 nt
Organism: Owenia fusiformis
Lineage: Eukaryota; Metazoa; Annelida; Polychaeta; Sabellida; Oweniidae
Source: the annotation of a GenBank genome assembly